AGACUGGAAGAGGAAAACCCCACAUCCGUGGAAGCUUUGACUGGCCAAGUUGCCACAGACAGUACGGUAAAAGAAACAAUCCUGCCCAGAAUGUACGAUGCCGAACAUGUGCCUGUCGAAGACGCCAUCGAGAUGAGCGACACUGGGUCUAUAGAUGAGACGGAGCUGGAGGAUGCCCCGGACUUGGUUGUAACUGAUGCCAGUGGGUUUGAUCUAGAGGCGUAUGUGAGCAACUUCUCAGGCAUGGCACUAAUAGACCGCAUGGUGUUCAUUGCCUCCCGUGCGCCGUCUCUGAAGGUGGAAGCGCUGACUAUCGCAUUGAAGACGAUCAAAGGGAAAACCACCAGCACAAAACUCUACAGAGAAGUUUGGCGCAAAUUGUAUCCCGAUUAUGACUGGGAAUCUCACACCGGUGAGACACCAGAUGCGCCACAGCCUGACCACGAAUGGGUUAGUCAGACCUUGGCCACCGCUCAAGUGGAGUUAGCGGAUCGGGAACGGGAUAUCAAAACGGGCAAGAGCAAGAACCUCAAGGCUUCCGUAUGGAUAGGGUAUACGGAUCUGGCCAAUUUCCACUUUCUGAGGGGCGAGUGGGCCGAAGCGUCGAAGAACUACAUGCGAGCCAGGGACUAUAUCUCAAGUGUUGCGAAUGAAGUGAAAGUGUGCGAAGGUGCUGUGCGUGCGUAUGCACAGCUGAACGACUGGAGAGAGGUGGCCAACUUUGUUAUGCGGGCCGAGAGGGUGAAAGGCUUUGACAAGAUGGAGAAGUUGGUUAGCCGUAUGAAGUGCUACCUGGGCGUGUCCCAUCUGAUGCGUGGAGAGUACAAAUCUGCAGCGCAGUUGUUCGCAGGCGUGCAUGCGGAAUUUAUCUCCGACUGGACGGAGAUGAUGACACCACGAACCUUAGCGCUGUACGGAGGACUAACUCUGAUGGCUACAAUGGACAGACCCGUGUUCAGGAGGAUUAUGGAGAGUGUUGAUUUCAGAGCAAUUUUGACCCACGCGCCAGAGAUGCAGGGCAUUACUAAGGCAUUCUACUCGUCGAAGUAUUCGGAGUGCCUCCGAAGACUGACCAGUUUACAGACCGACCUUCUGCUGGAUUUUUAUCUCAGCCGGCACGUCAAUGCGCUGUUGAAAAUGAUCCGCGAGAAGAGGCGUACGCAUGCAGGUAUACUAUGCUCUCGCAUGGCCGUGGAAGAUCUGCACGUUGGUUCUGCCCCAUCGAGCGGAUUCAUGCGGUUCAAUGGAGGUAGCAAGACACACAAAGAAGCACGGGCUCACCCACGUGGCUCUAGAAAUGCACCCCGAAGUUCGGAGGGGUCUUCUAGCCGACCGCCCAGGCCCCUACAGCAGGAAGUUGCCGAUGGUGACCUCGAGCCCGAAGUACACAGCACAGACACUCACAGGGUCAAGGGUGAGGUUAUAGGCACCACAUUUGAGGGUGAACCUAUUCCAGGCCACCACACACACUCGAAGAACCCAAAGUGGAGCGCAGCAUGGGACGAUGGGUUGAAGUUGGAUAUGUUCUUGAGCUUGUGAGGACGCAUACUUAAGGGGUUGUUUGUUCCGAUAUGUAUAUAUAUAUAUAUAUAUAUAUAUGUAUAUAUUAUAUAUAUAUAUACACAUCCACACACACACAUAUAUAUAUAUAUAUAUAUUGUGAGGACGCAUACUUAGGGGGUUGUUUGUUUCGCGAUAUAUAUCUGAUAUAGGCAGACAGUGCCUCACAAUGUUUUUGUGUGUGCUCAUAACCAACGGAUAAUAUUCUAUUUGCGUGCGAGCUCUAUCCCUUAACUAGUAGCCCGCAUUGGAUAUGUAUGGUGUGUAACCAGGUAGUCUUCAUGUUGAUUCCUGCCAUUGACUGUAAAUGCACCAACAUUAUAUGUGUUGGAAGCGCGUGCACACACAUGAACGGAGAAUUGCAUAAGCUAUACGACUGGUGGACCAAAUAUACAUAUCCCAAACACAAAUCCCCAAAUCAGUUCAGUACGGACGAGUGCAUCAAGUGUGUGGAAAGGCUUCAAUACACCUAUUGUGCAUGUCGUUUCUGACUCUAAUACGCGGUAUAGUCAACGUAACAGAAAGCCUCCAGUCUCUGUGCGGUACUGCCUGAGUGGGACGAGCGCUGUAUCGAGAGAGUGGGCGGAUUAGCGUAGAACGGACACGACGCAGCACUUACACAGAAGAAUGGAGAAUAAGGUGACGCACAUUGCGGACAUAAAUACUCGCAGUUUACAGGCUGAAUACUCACAGUUUACAGGCGGAAUACUCCCAUUUUACAGGCUGCUCAGUGAUGAAGAGAUAGACCGAUUGUCAAGGGAAUGUUGCAGAACGUAGUUGCAGGGGUCGUGCCACAGUCUAGGACCCUUUGAGUAUGCAUACGGGGGUGCAGCACGUCAGGCAUACACACGUGGUUAUACCACACCUGCGCUUGUGGCCUAAUCUGUCAUACUUGCAUCUCAAAUAGAUAUGGACUCUAUAGGAUAUAGCUAAAUAGGUAUCAUCCCGAACUCCUAUGCGUGCGUGGCUACGGCGUCUACUACCUGCAAUUAGUACAGGUGGUCGUGACUUCCAAGCUAUAUCCUACGUAUUCCUGUCACACUUGGCUUUCGCAUCGUAGGCUCGAUGUGAGUUGACCCGUUCUCUCACCACCGUUUCGGGCUUGCUCAUCGGCGUUAUAGCUAACGAUGUCCACUCGGUUCUCUCCAGUGGAUUGGAAUCAUGGGACUGUGUUGUGGUAUAAAAACAUCAGAACGGAUAUUUAUACAUGUCCGUGCGAUCGUGUUCUGCAGGUGCGCGUUAACACUCAGCUACGUACAUCAUAACGGUCUAUUGGACCACUAAGCAAUCGACUUCUAUCUGCCAAGGCCUCGUAGUUCCAAGGAUACAGAUAGAUGUAUGAGAGCGUGAACACAGUUCCGAAUAUAAUUCUGUCACUUUUGGCGUCCUGAAUUUAGAAGCCAUCUCGUUGUCCAUAUCCAGUCGAUGGGAAUCUGGGGAAGCCUAAACAUGCGGUAAAAGAUACAGGUUCAUGAUUGCGAGGCAUGUGCAUGCAGCUCUGCAAUAUGCUCGCCCAUAUAAUGAAUAUCCUUAUGCUGAUCAGAAUUGGAAAUCGAAACAGUCCCCAGUAUGUAGCUAACAACUCGAUGGGUUUGUAUGCGCUUCUGUAUUCUUAAUAUGUGUGAGAGAGGCCAUCUGCGUGAUGUGCUAGCUGGUUAUGCACCCUAUUUGAUAUCGGGCAAUUCCGCUUGCCUCGGAGCUCACAGUACACAACAAACACCCAACGUAGCGAACUAGCACAUUCAGGUAGAACAGAAACCCGUAUCUGUAUACGUAUGCUCAGCUACAGGAUCAGAUUCUCAGAUGAGUGAUAAUUCUCUAGUUUAGGCAGCGCGUCGCUCAUGCACGAUCUUCAUGUACACUCCCAACAUGACGGUCCAUAGCAACGAUGAACUAGAUCUUCCUUUAACUCAACCUAUAUAUCGCAUCCAUAUAUUAAUCCGCUACAAGCAAGUUGUGUAAAGUAUUAUCUGCACCAGAUGUAAUUGUUCGGCAUGAUGAGUCCAUCAACGACUCUUAAAUUCUAAGGCGUGCGAAUAUCAAAACCUGAAGUAUGUGCACAGGAGUCGUCAAACCUCUUAAAAUGAAGGAAAUCGAUGCAACAAAACACAACUAAGUGAGCUGUAUUCCUAAUUAUAUUCUAGCAAGUGAAUAACAAUUAACUGAGCCACACAGCUAAAAAGCGAUCGUGCAUCUGUACAAACGGGAUACAGUCAUACAUCAGGGCUGUUUUAAUAUAUUCUUAAACUUAAAACCCAUAUUCUUUAAUUACGGACUAGCAAGUAUCAUAAAGGACAUAAUGCAGUAUACUGCUCACUCAUGGGAUGAAUCGCCAUUUCUUUCGUUUUGUACUCGUUCAACUCACGCGCGAUCUCGGGCAAAUUCUCGACCACACGCUGUCCUUCGUCAUUCUCUCGUAUAGUUGUUUCGUCGUCGCACUGCCCACUCCUGUCGUAUUGGCUGGCUGAAUAUGUGCGAGCCCUCUUCACAUUUUUAUGGAAACGUACAUGAUUAAUUUGGCACAGGAAGCCCUCGGAACAUCCAGUUCGGCCACCUCUACAGAUAGACAUACAUUGCUCGAUGUUUUGGCAUAUCCUCUCGAUAUCGAUGUUGUCAAUAUUAUUCAUGAGCUGGACGGUGAUAUCCGUCAACGAGGGUUGAUUCAUCAUUGACAUUUUGUCUGAUAUUAUUUUUAUUUAUUUUUUAAUAUAAAAACAAAAAUUAGAAUAUGCUCGUCGUCUUGUUCGAUGUUUAUUUUAU
Sphaeroforma arctica JP610 is the source of this 4320-nucleotide messenger RNA. RefSeq lists its product as hypothetical. The coding region runs from base 91 to 1539 and encodes 482 amino acids. The record is from RefSeq and is a predicted model, not a curated record. The transcript is spliced from 12 exons. Gene Ontology annotation, cellular component: COP9 signalosome. Gene Ontology annotation, molecular function: protein binding. Lineage: Eukaryota; Ichthyosporea; Ichthyophonida.